This is a messenger RNA of Prorocentrum cordatum, 579 nucleotides long. The record is from the annotation of a GenBank genome assembly. Lineage: Eukaryota; Dinophyceae; Prorocentrales; Prorocentraceae.
AUGCUGGAACAGGUAACGAAGUGUGAUGGGUUGCGUGCGCGUGAUUCGCCAUCUGUUGCGUUCCGUUCCGCUUGUUGCUCCCUGGAAACGAGGCGGGUAGGAGCAUCGAGAGGCAGAUGUCUGGGAGGCGGUUGCAAUCAACCAGCAUUGUUUUGCACGCCACUCCCGCAGCCUCCCUCGGAGGCUCAAGUGCCCACUGAGCUGGCAGCAGCGGACGGAGAAGGCACAGCCGCGACGUUGCAGCUGCUCGGGAGCCACGGCGAGCAGCGAGGCGUCGUCUCGGUGUCGCUGCUGCUGCGCGCAACCUCCGGCGGGGAGGUGGACGCGCGGCCCGAUCAGAUGCAGGAAGAGCCAGUCCCGCGCGCCUGCCCGGCGGCUGCGGCCCUGCCCCUGCGGCCCCCCGACGCGGCGGCUGCGAGAGCGGGCCGCGGCCCCGCCGCGGCCUCCCGAGGCUGCGGCGCCUUGGGCAUGCCGAGGAGCCCCGCGAGCUCGCCGGCGGGCUCCGCGGCUGGCCUGGCCGUCAAGCACGCUGGCUGGCGUCCCCGGCGGGCCCUCGACCACGGCGGCGCUGGCCCGUGA